UGGUUUCGCUGAAAUUCCUCUUGAGAUAGUAAGAGUAGUAUUCCCACUUGCAUGGUUUGCACCUUCAUUCUCUGCCGUCUCGGUCUGAGCUGUAGUCUUUUCUACCUGAGGAUGUCUGGACUGAAAUUAUAGACAGUAUUCAGAAUUAUCAUUUUAUUGAAUUACUUUUUGGCUGCGCGAUUGAGUGACAAUCAGGCACGCGUAACGGAAGGUUGGCUGUAGUUUUGCCCAGUUCUUGGUCAAAGGGAGUAUUCAGUCAGAGAGUUGCUCUUGUACCACAGUAGAUGGGCUAGACGUGUCAAAAGGCAAGAGAGAGGAAGAGGGUGUCGGCUACAGAGAGAGUGCGCUCCGUUGAGAUUUCUAACUUCAUGCUUUCUGAAAUCGUGGCGACGCAGAAUGGAUAGCAUCAAUUCCCCAGUUAUAGAUUCAUGUAACGCGACCAAAAGGGAGACCAACUUUAUAGAAAAGUACCCUGGUGUGGCAGGUGACAGUGCAGCUGUUUGCAAGGAUUCGGAGACGACCGUUUGCAUCUCGACUGGUUUGAGUAGUUUUGGAAGUGUCACCAGCCUAGGCGUCGAGGCAGAGGCAGUCAGUGACAGCGCCAUCCUGAAAGACUUUUCAGCAGCUGACAAAAUGUUUAGCAGUAAAAGUUACAGCGAGCGUGCAGACGAUUUCGCUAAAUCUUCGCCGUGGAUUCCCAGCAAAGUAUUUCCAACGAAACUCUCCGCAUCUCCGGAAAGUUCGCAAAGCUCAUUGGCCUCCACUCCAUCACAAGGGGAGAUGUGCAAGUUUAUAAAAGAUGAGCAGGAACCCUCGCUCAUCAUGGACCCCCGCGCCUCUGAUUUCGACGUGACCUCGAAUGUGCCUGCCGUCAACAGUUGUUACAACAAUAGCAAAAAGGGACAGUUCGACUUCAUGGUGGACGUGCCAUCAUUCCCCAGCUACAGCGCAGGACAACAGGUGGUUCUCAGCAGCUCGCCGACCAUAUUCGUCGAUUUGAACCAGAGCACCGCGCGUCAGCCAUACUCAGAAAUUAGAGGCGAACCCGGUAGAGGUAUGGCGAGCUACGAUAUGAUCAACACGCCGUCAUCUCAGCAACAUCUGUUCGUCUGCAAGAGCGAAGUGCCCAGAUGGCCCCUCCAGCAGUCCUCUGCGGACGGCCAGGUCUGGUGCCAAUCCGUGGAAGUAUCUGAAGACCAGCACCAUCAAGUGACCUAUUCUUCACCUGAUGGGUUCAACGCAGGUUACCUACAGCGGUCCCCGCACACCUACAGCACAUAUUCUGGCGUUGCCCCCCAAAGGGCGUGCGUCAUCUGUGGAGACGAGGCGUCUGGAUGCCACUAUGGCGUCGUCACGUGUGGGAGUUGCAAAGUGUUCUUCAAGAGGGCCGUUGAGGGUCAUCACAACUACCUGUGUGCGGGGAGAAAUGACUGCAUCGUGGACAAGAUACGCAGGAAAAACUGCCCAGCGUGUCGUCUCAGGAAGUGUUACCAGGCUGGCAUGAUGCUGGGAGGUCGUAAGCUGAAGCGCUUCAGCGGCAUGAAGGGCAUGGGGCUGAACCCGUCUCUGAUGUUCCAGUCGCCCCUGAACCUGUCCGGAGAGGUCCAGACCCUCAGCAGCCUGCCCUGCAUGCCCGGCCUGAGGGAGCUGCAGCUCUCCCCCCAGAUCAUCAGCAUCCUGGACAGCAUCGAACCCGAGACCGUCUACUCGGGCUAUGACAACAGCCAGCCCGACAUCCCCAACCAGCUGCUCAACAGCCUCAACAGGCUGUGCGAGAGGCAGCUCCUGUGGAUCGUCAAGUGGUCCAAGUCCCUCCCAGGUUUUCGCAGCCUGCAUAUCAGUGACCAGAUGACGCUGAUCCAGUACUCCUGGAUGAACCUCAUGGUCUUCUCCCUGGGCUGGAGGAGCUUUCAAAACGUCACCAGUGAAUACCUGUACUUCGCCCCCGAUCUCAUCCUCAACCAAGACAGGAUGAGGAAGUCUCCCAUCUCGGAGCUGUGCGCUGCCAUGCAGGUGAUCCCGCAGGAGUUCGCCAGUCUGCAGGUGACCCGCGAGGAGUUCCUCUGCAUGAAGGCCCUCAUGCUCCUCAACACUGUGCCACUGGAGGGUCUGAAGAGCCAGCAGCAGUUUGACGAGAUGCGCCAGAGCUACAUCCGCGAGCUGACCAAGGCCAUCCACCUGAAGGAGAAGGGGCUGGUGGCCAGCUCCCAGCGCUUCUACCACCUCACCAAGCUCAUGGACGCCAUGCACGAGAUCGUGAAGAAGGUGAACCUGUACUGCCUGAGCACGUACAUCCAGGCGGACGCCAUGAAGGUGGAGUUUCCUGAGAUGAUGUCGGAGGUGAUUAGCUCGCAGCUCCCCAAGGUGUUGGCAGGUAUGGUGAAGCCCCUUAUGUUCCACAACAACAAGUGAUGCCUCCUGACGUGACGCCGAGACCACACCAGACCAGGCCUUGUGAGGAGCGAGGAUCCCCCAUCCCACAUCCUGACAAGAUCUUUAACCUCCACGAGACACACUAGGACUAUGUUCUUUUUUUCGUUGUUGUUUGUGCUUUUUUUUUCAACCUGGUGGCGACAACCUUGUAUGGCAGUAGUUACCUACUCUGCGAUGCGAUGCGCCCUCUGCGUGUGUUCUCCCAGGUCUAUGUUUUUUUUUUUUUAACCCACCUUCGCUUUGGAAGCCUUGUGUUAGCAGUAAAUUCCAUGGCGGAACUUCGCUCUUUCAUGUUGGGUGGUCUGUGUGACCGAGGUCAUAUUCCCUAUACCCAAUCUGCACUAUGUCAAAUUGAUUUGUGUUACUUUAAAGAUAGAUGAAGUUAGAUAGAGAUGAAUCGUGAAAAGUGACAGGCGGCACUUUAAUCAGAGCAUGGACACUUUGUCUUUGUAUGAAUUUGCGUUAUAAGGACAUUACGCGUCCUUGCGGUUGGAGAGUUCAAAGAUUAUCAAACUCCUAGGCCUUGAUAAAUAGUGUGAUAUGUGCAUUUCUGUAUGCAGUGUUAGGGUAGUAAUUAACAAUGGGCAUGUAAUAUGAAGUGUUAUUAAAGUAUUACACCUCCAGAACUGUGUAGCUUAUCUGACCAGAAAUUUUAAAGGUGUUUGUAUGUGGACAAUAACCCUUACCUUAAAGUGUUUAUUAAAACCAAAAGUGAAAUAUAUUUUCUGCCAAUGAGGGCAAACCGUCAUUAGUUUCAAAAAGAAAAGAAAAAGGAAAUGGUUAGCCAGACAGAAAGAAGUUUGUUAUACCAAACAAAAGACUGAUAUCUGUUUCCUUAUUUAAUUAAAAGUGUAAAUAUAAGCUUACAGAUGUGACUAAAUUCUAUUGAUAGCGUUGGUAGUGUGUGUAUCUAUUUAAUGGUUAUUUUCUUAUCUGUUGCAAUACUUUCAGCUUUGGAGUGCCAAUCCAUUCAGGUAGAGACAAACACAUGAGUGAACAUCAUGUCACCAUGAAGCUUUGUAGAUAUUGUAGAGUAGACUACGACUUGUUAGCAUGUUGGAGCACACACAUACACAGCACAGCACAAGAGUAGGAUGGUAGUUGUUACAUUUUUGCGGCACGAUAUCAUUUCCUUUAAAAUGCCCCUCCACAUCCAAAAUGCACGGGAGUAUCAGGUCCGGCCUCUCCACUCAAGGUCAUGUUACAUUCUGUUGUAUUUAAAUGGGUAAAAGAACACCCUGAUCUUGGCAAACAUUUUGCUAUCGAAUAGUUAGGAGGGUUUUUUCCCCUCUCUCUCUCUCUCUCUCUCUCUCUCCCUCUCUCUCUCUCUCUCUCUCUCCCUCUCUCUCCCUGUCUCUCUCUCUCUCUCUUUCUUUCUCUCGCACCAGUGCUUUCCGGGCUUUUUAUUAACCUUGAAAAAAAAAUUAAAUGUUUAUUUGUAAAUCAAGUCUCUUAAUUUUUUGUUGCACUUUCCUGUAUGUGCAUGUAUGUAUUGCUACAAGGCCCUUUGGUACAAACGCAACACAGGACAUUUAUAGAUAUUGAUUCAUUAUUGCCGUUUGUCUGUUGUUUACAUUGAGACAAAGAGUCAAUACACCAGCAUAGGUGGUGUGUUUUGUAUGUAAAGAUUUAUGUCAAGAUAAAGAAGUACAAAAUGACUUAUUCUUAUAGGUAACAGCAUCAGUUCAACAAGUUGCAUGGGAUGGUUCUUACACUGUGGUUUUAAAAUCAUGUGACUUCAGGUGGCACUGCUUGGUAAGUGGCAUAUAAACAAGUAAAUGAUGUUCACUUUUUAUCGCUAUUGUUGUUUUUUUUAUUUAGUUGUCAAUCAUUUCCAAGUAUUUUGAUAUCAGUGUUCACAGCUUGGGAAGAUAAGAGGUUGAGAUUAUGACAGACUGAAAGACUCUGCGCCGAGCAAUGACCUGAAGCAGGCUGGAAGCCCAGACAGUGAAGCAAUCCAAGUCCUACUGAGCAUGUAGCAAUCGGUAUGCACAUUGAUAUAUACAAGGUGUGCAGAAUUAUUUGCCAAACAAG
Engraulis encrasicolus (European anchovy) is the source of this 4467-nucleotide messenger RNA. RefSeq names its product progesterone receptor (gene pgr). Lineage: Eukaryota; Metazoa; Chordata; Actinopteri; Clupeiformes; Engraulidae. The record is from RefSeq and is a predicted model, not a curated record. The transcript is spliced from 8 exons. Gene Ontology annotation, cellular component: chromatin; nucleus. Bases 397 to 2412 code for a protein of 671 amino acids. Gene Ontology annotation, biological process: regulation of transcription by RNA polymerase II; nuclear receptor-mediated steroid hormone signaling pathway. Gene Ontology annotation, molecular function: zinc ion binding; nuclear receptor activity; estrogen response element binding.